UAAACACGCGUUUAUUUCUGUCCGAGGGUUAAUAAGCCCCCACACACCACAGAAAAAAAGAGAGAAUCAAUCUCUUAGUAAUUAAGUAAAAUUAAGUGAGCGUCGUUAGAAUAUAACCACAUUCUUGGCUGAUUUUGUCUUACCCGAUAAUUCAGCCUGUUCUCAGAAAAGUUAGGUAAGGUCGUGGGCUUAGCAAUGUCGCUCUCGUUCACAGCCAUCGCCUCUUGUCAAAAGCCACCUUCGAAGAAGCAGAAGCCGGUGAUAGAACCGAGCUCGAGUUUGCCGCUUCCGGAUGAUUUAGUAUUGGAAUGCUUAGCCCGUCUCUCGAGAUUGCACUACCCGAUUCUCUCCUUUGUCUCCACAGGAUUUAGAUCACUCACUGCUUCACCGGAGCUUUACCAGACGCGAUCUCGCUUAAACCGCACCGAGAAGUGUCUUUACGUUUGCUUACAGUUCCCUACCGAAGCUAACCUUCGUUGGUUCACUCUCUGUCGGAAACCAGACAAAACCCUAAUUAACCGUCACAAAUGUGAGAAGAAGGAGACGUCAAGUGGUAAUGUUUUGGCUCCGGUUCAGAUUCUCAACUCCUCUCCCGUAGGAUGGACAAAUCUCGUAGAUGUUGGUCAUAAGCUCUACGCUAUCAACAAAGAAGAUGAUGCCCCCUCAUCUUCUAACGUCUUCUACCUCGACUGUCGAAUGCACAAGUGGGUUGAAACUCCAGCCUUGCGGCUUGUUCACACCAAGCGAAAGUUUGAUGGGAUCAUGUAUUUAGCGGGAAGCUAUGAGAAUCCAGAUUUUUUGAACUGUGUUGAAGUGUUCGACACAGAGAAAGAAACUUGGAAGGCCAUGCCUGACGAUAAGAGAAUAUUCAGAGCCACAGAUUUUGAAGGAAAGGUUUACAAGAACUUUGAUCGAACGUCUGGUCAGAGAGUUUCUUUGGUUGCAAAGGUAAAGGAUCUUACAGUCGACUGGGUAAAUUUUGGUAAUGUUUGUUUGAUAGAGAAAAGAUUCUAUCGUUAUAAACCCGAUGGAGAGUUUGGUUGGUCAAACAAAGGAUCAAAUCUUUGGAGGAAACUAGAGGGUUUGGAAGGACUACCUAGGUUUGCCCAUUAUAGUAAUGUGAAUGUGGUUGAUUUUGGUGGUAUGCUGAUGGUUCUUUGGGAUAAGUAUGUGCGUGCACGUGGUGGGUAUAAGGAGAAGAUGAUUUGGUGUGCUGCGAUUUCGCUGGAAAUACGCAGUAGUGAAGAGGUUUGGGGAAAAGUCGAGUGGUUUGAUGCCGUGCUUAAGGUACCCAAGUCUUACAAAUUCGUGUAUGCUAUUGCUGCUACCAUUUGAUUAAGUACUACUCAUGAUGAGACCAGUUUGAAGUGAAUGUAUCAUGUUGUAUUAUGUUUGUCACUUCUUGAAUGUUGUUUUUAUUUUAGAAGAGUGAAACUUCUUGGA
This is a messenger RNA of Raphanus sativus (radish), 1443 nucleotides long. Its product is annotated as putative F-box/kelch-repeat protein At4g39600. The transcript has a single exon. Gene Ontology annotation, molecular function: protein binding. The coding region runs from base 196 to 1335 and encodes 379 amino acids. NCBI's taxonomy places the organism in Eukaryota, Viridiplantae, Streptophyta, Magnoliopsida, Brassicales, Brassicaceae. The record is from RefSeq and is a predicted model, not a curated record.